GCUGACAGAUGGAGUGCUUGCUGCAGCUCUGCUAAACUUCAGCGAAGCUUCCAGCCCUUGGAUGGAGCCAUGCAGCUCACCAGCUUGUCAGGAGCUGAGCUGCAGUGCAACAGUGCCAGCGACGCUUCUGUUGGGAGAUGGUGAUUGGCACUGAAGUGGCAGGACAAUCCUUUUAGGGGAGCCUGUGGUUGAAUCUUGGAGUUAAAAGCAAACAAGUAACAAGACUUGUGGGAAUGUGCAGCCUGGGAAAUGUUCCUGCGAUCUAAUUAGCUUCAGCAGGUGCAUUCUGGAGUGAAUUUGUCAGGCCUCGUGUUCUGCCCAAGCACCUCUCCAGCUGCUGAGGAGAUUUCUUAGCAAGAUCAGCUGGAGCUCAGCCUUCCACCAUGCCUGUGCCUCCCCCGCCAGCGCCCCCGCCGCCCCCAACGCUGGCCUUGGCAAAUACUGAAAAACCAACUCUAAGCAGGUCAGAACAGGCAGGGCGAAAUGCUCUAUUAUCUGAUAUCACCAAAGGAAAAAAGCUAAAGAAGACUGUUACUAAUGACAGAAGUGCUCCAAUUCUAGACAAACCCAAAGGAAGCAGCGGAGGUGGCGGUGGCUUUGGAGGAGGUGGCGGUGGCAGCAGUGGUGGCGGCUUCAGUGGUGGUGGGCCACCUGGCCUUGGAGGCCUUUUUCAAGCAGGAAUGCCAAAGCUCAGAUCUGCUGCGAGUCGAGAUGCUGAUACUGGGGCAGCCCGCCCACCCGCACUGCCGCCUGGAGCCCGCUCUGCUGCUGCCAAGCCAUUUUCAGCACCAAGUGGCCCACCUCGCUUCCCAGGGCCGCCACCGGGGCAGCGGAGCCCAGCUGCUGACCCUCAGAGGAGCCGCCUGCCACCACCCAGGCCCGAUGUGGGUUCUAAGCCUGAGGCCACACCGCCACCGGUGCCUAGCACACCCCGGCCCAUCGCCUCCAGUCUGCACGGCCGGGGUUCAGCACCAGCGCCAGUCCUCAACCGCCAGCCCAGCCUGGGGCCGACGCCACCGCCAUUCCCAGGCAGCCGGGCCGCAGGGUCAGCUGGGUCCCUGCGGCAGCCUGGCCCGGGCCCAGCAACCCCAUACUCGGGCAGACCACCGCUGCCACCCACACCCGGCCGCUCACCAGUGGAUGAGAAACCACCGCCGCCACCACCUCCCUCUGGGCACCGGCCAACUGCCAGCCGGGACAUGGCCCUGCCGCCGCCACCACCACAGAACAGCAAACCACCUGUGCCUGCUUCACCGCGGCCACCCCUCGGUGUCCCUGCACCCCCACCACCCCCCAGCAGGCCAGGGCCACCCCCUGUGCCCCCCGGUCCCGCCAGCAGUGACGAAAUGCCACGACUGCCCCAGAGGAACCUGUCCUUGGUGCCCCCUGCUGCGCCUAGCUCUGGGAGUGGCCGCUCCGGCCCCCUGCCACCACCACCCAGCGAGAGGCCCCCGCCACCCAUCAGGGAUCCCCCCAGCCGAGCAGGCCCCCUGCCACCACCACCUCCCAUCAGCAGGAACGGUAGCACCUCGAGGGCUUUACCUGCCGCUCCCCAGCUGCCUUCCCGGGCUGGGCUGGAGAACCAGAGGGGUGGGCCCCGGCCACCACUUCCCCCAGACCGGCCGGGAACGGGUGCACCACCACCACCACCACCACCUUCAGCAGCACUCCGGAACGGCUUCCAGGAGUCGGGCGAUGAUGAGUGGGAAAGCAGAUUUUCUUUCCAUCCUAUAUCUGAUUUGCCACCUCCAGAGCCAUAUGUACCUGUGAAUAGAAGUUACCCCAGUAAACUAGCAAGAAAUGAAAACCGAGGAGGCUCUGCUCGAAAAGAAAGAGGUGUCCCCCCGCUUCCACCUAUACCAAGGUGAAGUGGGUUCUGGCCCAUUUUUGGGCAACAUCUGUUCUACAAGGUUUCCUUCGAGUCAGCUCUCCUGCCCACAUCGUUGGAAAGUUGUCUGUUUUGCUCUAUUUCCACUUUUGGCUUGUCAGCUGGAAUAAACUUUAGUCUAUUACAAAAGUAAUAGACAAAGCUUAUGAACUAUAGUUGCUCAAAGCUAUAAAUUUUGUUUGCUUAAACUGCAGGCUGUCCUGAAAUGCAUUUUACGGACCAUGCCCGACAUACAUGCGUCAUGCUUACCAGGUCCAGCCCUGUCCUCUUGAGAGUUCCGCAGAGGUCUGGCUUUGAAUUUAACGAGAGCUGGAACAAAGCUGUUUCAUUCAUGUGGGGUACAGUGGCUGUAUUAUUUGAACAAUCAAGUACAAUCUGUUUGCUGUUUAUAAACCAACUGCCAGGGAAUACUGUAUAGCUGAGAAUCCCCUGGAGCUUCUUUGCUUGCCUGACCUGGUCCAUCUGCUUCUGCGAGCCAUAGUCCUACUACACGGGACCGAAAGUUUAUCUUCAAUCUUUUCACCUCAGCUUAGCCAAGUAAUUUUGUUUUAUACUGUAGAUAGCACGUCCUGUCCUGAGGAUGGAGUGUGUCUGGCCUUAUUUUUAUCUGCAGAGAAUCUUCCAAAGAGCACAAGUGAAGAAUUCGGCAGCAUAAAAAUAUCUUUUUUUACAACUUUUUUCCUUGUUUUGUAAUAACAUUACGGUUUUAAUCACUUAAUGCUUUUCUACUUUGAUGUGAACCAUCCUACAGUCAUCUGUGUCCUGGGUUAUUGCAGUGCACUCCUGAGACUACCUGCAAAGAGUUCUCCAAAAGUAGUCUUAGUGGAAAUGCAGCAGUUAUUGUCAUUUUUCUUUCUGUAAAACAUUUCUAACACCAGUGCUCCACAGACUGCUUUCCAUUUGUUUCUUUGGUACAAUUAAAUGAUGGGGUUUUAAUUUAAAAAGCUUCCUGAGGCUUAGGUGACAGUCGCAGAGAGAUUGUAGUUGACUCAUGUAACAGCAGAGCAGCUGAGGUAAAAAAUGUGCAUAGGUGGAAGCUUUUUGAUGUCGUGAAGGAGGUCUGGGGUUUGUGUGUUCAAGUGGGAGCACGAGCUCCAAAAUUUGCUGUCUGCACUGGUUCAAGAGGAUGAGAAGAUUUGGCCUUCUGAGUUUACCGUGAAGCCUAUUCUUUCAACCUCCACUGAAGGGAGCCUCAGCAGAGAGCCACAAGGUUUAUGCUCAUAGAAGAAAGCGAAAAGUAUUCUGUUGUUGUGACAAUUGGUUUAUAUGUUUAAUGGCUUUUGAAUUUUGUGUUUGAGAAAAGCGUUUGUUGAAUGAGUGUGUUUUGUAGAAGGAUCCAAAUGCAUGUAAAAUGCCUUUGAAAAUUAGAGGAAGGUUUUAAUGCUGAAUUUUUGAAUAUUGCCAAAUAAUAGCUCUCUGUUAAUUGGACUUCUGAAGUUUAACCCUGAAAAAUUUCCCGUCUCCUCAACAGCAUUUCUACAGCAUGCUUCUUGGGACCCCUACAAAGCCUGUACCAGCAGCCCUGUUUCACUGGGUAAAAAGAAAAAAAAAAAAAGGAAAAACAGGUCAUGUUGGUUAAGAAAGUGUUUCUCUAGUGUGAGAGAUGUGAUCCUAAGCUGAGGCUAGAACGAGGUUAGCCCUAGAAAAUGCAGGGAAUGUAGCUGAAGACAGUUUGAACCCCACUGCAACGUCUGCAUGUGGGGCUUCUUGCCCAUCAGUGGGCUUGGAGGGGCAGACUGCCUCUGUCCCACCACUGGGGCAGUCACCAUGAGGAGCACAAGGCAGAGCUGGGUGUGGCCACAUCAACUUCUUGGCCUUUUUGGUAUUUGUUUACAAAAUCUUGUUAGCUGUGAUAGCAUUUGAUUACAUACAGGUUUUUACAUUUUUUUGUAUCUAAUGACUUAUUUUCAGUUACUAUCUAUGGUCUCGAACCUGCAAUUGAGUGCGCAGGCGCAGGGAUGUAUCUACAUCAAGUUGCAGGGUCGUGGCUGUAAGAGUUUCUUAAAUAUUAAUGGGACCUCCAUGUGACAGGUGCACCUUGGGAUCAAGCGUAGCAAUACUGAAUUUCUAUAUAUUUUAUGGAUGUCACUUAAACGUAUGCACUAUGCAAAGUGCCUGUCUCUUUGGCGUAUUGUUAUGUGAAUAGAAGUCCAAAUAAGAUUUUUAGGAUAAUAACUUAAAGGAUAAAUUAUUGUAUUCGUGUUAUUAAACUGAAGCACUUACAACUUUGAGGAGCAACAUACUGAAUUUAAGAAUACAAUAUUUUCGAUACAUUGACCGGCCAAAUCCUUAAUAUCCAAACAGCUAUGCAGCCAAAAAAACUAGAAAAAGUACAAUCCAAGAGCCAUACUGUGUCUUGUAACUUACCUGCUUCCAGUAUGACUGUUUUACUUCAAGUAAAAUGCUGCAUAUUGUUCUGCCACCCCUCUGCACCAUUCAGAAUUUCUCGUAUUUAAUCUUUUUGGUAAGGUUUGCUGACCAGAAAGACUGGACUUUAACCAGGGACUUAGCAAGUCAGCUUCAGUCUCACUUAAAAUGUGCUACAUAGAAGGCCCUCAGUUAACGAGCCGAAGAACCCAAGCUGCCUGUUGGUUUCAGCGCUUCCUUGUACUGUAGAAACCUCCUCAGAACAGCUGUUUGGCAUGUAUGUAAAGUACCUUGAAAAUGCAGAAAGAGGUAUUUUUUCACCUGGCAACAACUCAACUAUUUAUAUCUUUUGCGAUAAAAUUCCCUAGCAUAAUUCAGAACAAUGCAGCAUUUUAUCUUCCAUAUAUCGCUUCACGUAUCAGCAGCUUUUUACAGUAUGAUCAGUAUUAUGGUAUUUAUUUCACUAUGAAGUCUUAAAAAGCAAAAGAAGAAUACAGAACAGGUUGAUCCGGUGGUGCCUUAUGACUUUUUUUGUCAAAUUUUCUGUUUCACAAGACAAAUGAAGUCGUCGUUCUUGCACGUCCCAACGUAAAUAGCACUUGGUGCAGCAGUGUUACACAGUGCUGCACCAAGUCCUGCUGCUGUCGUGUGCUCAGUCUGCUAACUUGAGCGAGUUGAAUGUGAGGAGAGGCGUGGGUCAGCCUCCAGGUGAGAUGUGGUGGCACCGGUGCCAUUGCUGACAUUGCUCUGGAAACCUCCCCUUCUCCAGACAGCCCAGUUGCCUUCAGCAUGCUUGCACAGUGUUAAAGGACUAAGCUGGGUUCACUGCUUGCGUCUGACAGUUACUGAUUUUGUUUUAAUGGCAUUGUCUUAAUAACAUUCACACCUCAGAGCUUUUUUAUGUCAUCACUGAGACUUGCAUUGCGUGACAAUGGCCAUGAAUGUUCAUUUUUGUUUAAUUUGACAAAGUAAAUAAAAUGGGAAUAACUUCUGUAGUAAUUUCUGCUCAGUAUUUCUGUAAGGAAACACAUGCUGUCUGCUCUGACUUGGUGCAGCAGCUGCAGGGGGAAGAGGUCCCAGUGAUUUGUGUUCAGAGUUGUUGAAGGAAGCUCAGCUUGUGGCGCAGGAAGCAUGUAUUUCUGUAAAUGAACCACUUCUUGAAUAAGGUUGCAAGGUUCUCGUUGAGAAGCCACCAUUUCCCAACACUAAAAGAGUCAUAGAAGUUGUUCUUUUCUGCAAGACUGAGCUAUUAGAGAAGUUGCUUCUGUUGCCAUUUUGAAAAGACGGCAGCAGUUUGUCCUUGCAGCACUGACUGCUUUUACAUAUCAUUUGUACAAGUAGGUCUCUGCCGGAGAACAGAGCUGCUGUCAUGGUUCACAUAGUUUGCAGAACAUUUUUUCUGUGCAGAAAUACAAAAAUUGGAAGGGUGCAUUUACCCUUGGAUGCAAAAAGUGGAGCCGGGUGAUCAGAUGGGGUUGUUUCAAGCAGAAUGUUGGCUGCCAGGAUUGGGGAGCUGGGGAGAGGUGCACCCAUGGAGGAUAACCCAGUUGGCUGAAUGUGGGCAUUCGUAUGGAAGCGCAGAGCCAGGUGUGAGCUGUGUGAGUGUGAGGUUGUGAACGCUGUCUGUCAGUGCACACAGCCUGUUACUGUGGUACUUUGAGCCUGUACAGUUCAUCUUGGAUGAACUUCAACCUUUCAGAUUGUACUCGCCAGAAAAUAAGGAGAAUCUCGUACUGGAGGUGCUCAGUAACACACGAAGGGUGGCUCAUAGAAAGCUCUGUAUGUCCCUAAGGGAACAAUGCUGGGUUACUCAGCCUGCCUGGUGGCACUGCUAGCAGUUAUGAACAGGGCAUGGCAGUGCAGGGAGCGCUGAAGGAAACCAGGAGGGCUGUACGUGCUGGGCAAGGGAGCGGCAUGUUGGUGUGCUGACGCUAUGUAGUUUGCGAUACAGGUUUGCGAUACAGGUUCUGUAGCAUAAACUCGUACGUGAUAAGAAGGCACUCUAAGUUUGGACUCAAAGGCACACAGGACUAUGAAAGAGAAACAUAACUUCCAACGCAGACUGAGCAGAAAGUAACACGGUUUUUUCAGGCGCUUACAGUUGGAACUUUUAUAAAAUAUUAAUCGAGUUCUGUGAAUGUUUUUCUGCUUAACAUUUAUCUUGUAUGUGAUUUUUUUUUUCUCCUUAUUUUUCUAUCCUAUGCCAAAUAAAUUUUACUUUUAUUUA
This is a messenger RNA of Gallus gallus (chicken), 6482 nucleotides long. RefSeq names its product WAS/WASL interacting protein family member 1 (gene WIPF1). Gene Ontology annotation, molecular function: actin binding. The record is from RefSeq and is a predicted model, not a curated record. The transcript has 9 exons. NCBI's taxonomy places the organism in Eukaryota, Metazoa, Chordata, Aves, Galliformes, Phasianidae. Bases 384 to 1868 code for a protein of 494 amino acids.